UAACUAAUUGGUACGAUGGGUUCAUUCAGAAGAAGCCGAGCCCAACGGAAGCACCCAAUGCGUUCGUUGGUGCGGAAGGCAAGAACGAUGACAUGUUUAUACCUUACCCACGCACUCACUCACACUCAAAACGCUCUCUUCUACGCCAACGUCCCCAAACCCCCCUCCCCUUCUCCUAAACUUCUCUCGGGCAUUCGAGGCUCAAUUUGCACUGCGGGAAUUCGGGCGUUUCGUAGUGCGCUCACCGAAGCUGCAGGGUCCAGAGCUGCUGUGUUGGGGCAAACCAUGGGGAGCCACGACUCUAUUUCGUACCUGACUCAGCGGGAAGCUGCCGAGAUCGAUGAGAUCCUCAUGGGCCCUCUUGGAUUUAGUGUCGACCAGUUGAUGGAAUUGGCUGGUUUGAGCGUUGCCGCGUCCGUAGCAGAGGUUUACAAACCAAGUGAGCAUGUCCGAGUACUUGCUAUAUGUGGACCUGGGAAUAAUGGGGGUGAUGGUCUAGUGGCUGCCCGUCACCUUCAUCACUUUGGUUACAGGCCCUGUGUCUGCUAUCCCAAGCGUACUGCCAAGCCUCUUUAUGCUGGAUUAGUCACUCAGCUUGAAUCACUAUCAAUCCCAUUCCUAUCAGAGGAAGAUCUGAAAUCAGACUUGUCCAAGGACUUUGACAUUGUAAUAGAUUCUAUGUUUGGAUUCUCUUUCCAUGGUGCUCCGAGGCCUCCUUUUGAUGAUCUGAUCCAGAGGCUUGUCACUUUACAUAAUCAUGAACAAGCCAAUCAGAAAAGAUCAGCUCUAGUCUCCAUAGAUAUUCCCUCUGGGUGGCAUGUUGAAAAAGGAGAUGUUGAUGGUAAAGGCAUCAAACCUGAUAUGUUGGUUUCUUUGACAGCACCAAAAUUAUGUGCACAGAAGUUUAGUGGUCCUCAUCACUUUCUAGGAGGUCGAUUUGUCCCACCUGCCAUUGCAGAAAAAUACAAGCUUCAUCUCCCACCAUAUCCUGGAACCGCUAUGUGUGUUCGAAUUGGCAAGCCUCCUCAAGUUGAUAUUUCAGCUCUAAGAGAGAACUAUAUUUCUCCAGAGUUUCUUGAAGAGCAGGUGGAUGCAGACCCCAUCAUCCAGUUUUGUAAGUGGUUUGAUGAUGCAUUGGCUGCUGGCUUGAGGGAACCAAAUGCUAUGGCCUUAUCGACUGUAGGGAAGGGCGCAAAGCCGUCAUCACGAAUGGUGUUGUUGAAGGGUGUGGACAAGGAUGGUUUUGUGUGGUACACAAACUAUGAAAGCCAGAAGGCACAUGAACUAUCAGAAAAUCCUCGUGCAUCACUUCUUUUCUAUUGGGAAGGUCUAAACCGGCAGGUACGAGUGGAGGGAUCUGUGCAGAAAGUCUCAGAUGAAGAAUCAGAACAGUAUUUCCAUAGCCGUCCUAGAGGAAGUCAGAUUGGAGCAAUAGCUAGUAAGCAGAGUAUGGUGGUGCCUGGAAGACAUGUUCUUCAUCAGGAGUACAAAGAGCUGGAGCAAAAAUUUGCUGAUGGUGGCUUGAUCCCUAAACCCAAAAACUGGGGAGGAUACAGACUGACACCACAACUUUUUGAGUUUUGGCAAGGACAGCCGUCUCGUUUGCAUGACAGGUUGCGCUAUUCCCCCCACGAGAUCAAUGGACAACGAGCAUGGAAGAUUGAGCGGUUGGCCCCCUAAAACGUCUAGCAUGUGAGAAACAUAAAUAGGUGGUGUGCUGAUGUUUGUAAUAUUAAUUCUCAAUCAUGCUAAGUAAAACAGUAGAUGGUCAGAUAAUGCAAAAGUAGAUGAGGAUGUGCAAUCUCAGUUGAAUAUCGAAGCAUACUAUAUAGACAUACCGAUCACGAAAACAAGGCAUUCGAUAUUAUGAUAGUCCCAAUCAGUGAGCCUGAAUUUAUUCAUUUAAUGGGAAGUAUAGAACGCUGUUCAUCAUCUAGAUGACAGUAUCAUGUAUAUGGUAACAAUAAUGUGAACUAACAUUGUAGUUUUUUAUUUUCUUUUGUUUUUUUUUUUGGGACAGAACAUUGUAUUUUUGUUCUCUCUUAUUUGAGAUCCGCAUGAGUUGCUAUA
Messenger RNA from Prosopis cineraria, 2070 nucleotides. Its product is annotated as pyridoxine/pyridoxamine 5'-phosphate oxidase 1, chloroplastic. The transcript is spliced from 14 exons. The record is from RefSeq and is a predicted model, not a curated record. Gene Ontology annotation, biological process: pyridoxine biosynthetic process. Gene Ontology annotation, molecular function: FMN binding; pyridoxamine phosphate oxidase activity. Lineage: Eukaryota; Viridiplantae; Streptophyta; Magnoliopsida; Fabales; Fabaceae. Bases 16 to 1680 code for a protein of 554 amino acids.